Molecule: messenger RNA, 342 nt
Organism: Penaeus monodon (black tiger shrimp)
Lineage: Eukaryota; Metazoa; Arthropoda; Malacostraca; Decapoda; Penaeidae
Exons: 3
Source: RefSeq, a predicted model, not a curated record
GGAUUAGCGGAUCUUAGGAGGGGAGCACCUGUGGUGGGAAGAGUUUUAGGCUCCCAAAGCCAUCAGAGCCACCCGGCCCUAUACCUUUAUCAGGGAAACAAUACACCUCCUCCACCUGUGCAGCCGAUCCCUCGCCCGCUUCCUAUUGUCCCCACGGUUGUGAUCUUGAAUGACACAGUUAUUUCCAAUACAACAACGCUUGGUUCAGGGAUGCCCGAUGGUGCCGGGAGUGAAGGAACCGCUCCGAGGCUGGCGAUGGUGAUGCAGGACCCGAUAAACCCGAUCAAGGCUUUGGUGAAGAUGAAACGGCGACGGUGUUAUGAUAGAGUCGGGCGAAAAUAA